This is a messenger RNA of Vicia villosa (hairy vetch), 1146 nucleotides long. Its product is annotated as probable serine/threonine-protein kinase PBL19. Gene Ontology annotation, molecular function: protein kinase activity; ATP binding. NCBI's taxonomy places the organism in Eukaryota, Viridiplantae, Streptophyta, Magnoliopsida, Fabales, Fabaceae. The record is from RefSeq and is a predicted model, not a curated record. Bases 270 to 947 code for a protein of 225 amino acids. Gene Ontology annotation, biological process: protein phosphorylation. The transcript is spliced from 3 exons.
AGGACCGUUUUUUAAAACCUUUCAGCAUAUUGCUUGAAUGAUGAUAUAGAAUUAUAUCAAACAAUUGGCAUUGCUAUUACUUCUUUGCCUCUGCAUUAUUAUACAUGCAUUCUUACAGUUGUUUUGUUUUCUUGUAAAAGGGUCAUAAAGAGUGGCUUGCAGAAGUUCAAUUUCUCAGCAUUGUUAAUCACCCAAAUUUGGUUAAGCUUUUGGGAUAUUGCUCUGUAGAUGGAGAAAGAGGAAUCCAACGGCUGUUGGUGUACGAGUACAUGCCAAACAGGAGUUUGGAAAACCACCUUUUCAGUAAAACUUUACCUGUCCUUCCAUGGAAAACAAGAUUGGAGAUCAUGCUCGGUGCUGCUCAAGGGUUGGCUUAUCUACAUGAAGGGUUGGAGAUACAGGUGAUCUACCGAGAUUUCAAAUCUUCAAAUGUUCUAUUGGACGAGGAUUUUGACCCGAAGCUCUCAGAUUUUGGGCUUGCAAGGGAAGGGCCACAAGGGGAUCAAACUCAUGUAUCUACUGCGGUAGUAGGGACACAAGGAUAUGCUGCGCCAGAGUAUAUCGAAACAGGUCAUCUCAAAGUCCAGAGUGACAUGUGGAGUUUCGGAGUCGUACUCUACGAGAUCCUCACAGGGAGAAGAUCAUUGGAAAGGAACCGUCCGACAGCUGAACAAAAGCUAUUAGAUUGGGUAAAACAGUAUCCUGCCGACAGUAGCAGAUUCAACAUGAUAAUGGACCCACGUCUUAGGAACCAAUAUCCGAAUGUUGCAGCGCGUAAAAUAGCAAAGUUGGCCGAUAGUUGCUUGAAGAAGAAUCCAGAAGACAGACCUUCUAUGAGUCAAAUAGUGGAAGGGUUGAAAGAAGCAUUGCAAUAUUCAGAAAUGUCAAAUACUUCUCAUGAUAAUGCCGAAUCUUCUCGGUCAAAAUUGGUUCGGAAAGGUCAAUAGAACUUCAUAUUUUUUUAAUUUUUUUUAGGACCAGAGAACUUGUCAGUUAAACAUGAGUUGAAUUAGAAGUGUUCUGGUCAAUCUUGAAAGUGAGGGUGAUUUUACUUUUCAGCGGUUUGGGCUUUCUUGCUUGUUUGGCCUAGCUCAACAAAUUUAUGUUGUUACUUAUACUUUGUCAACCAUUGGCUUUUAAUUUUUU